Molecule: messenger RNA, 2204 nt
Organism: Nipponia nippon (crested ibis)
Lineage: Eukaryota; Metazoa; Chordata; Aves; Pelecaniformes; Threskiornithidae
Source: RefSeq, a predicted model, not a curated record
ACCUUGGCCAUAAAGACAGAACUGUGUUGUGUUCACCAGACAGAGGAAAUGUAAAAGAUGCAGGAAUCGGACUGUCAGUUUUAUGCGCUGAACGUUUUGAAAAGAAAAUAUCCUCUCCAAAGAAGGUCAGAAGAAAAAAGAUGCCAGACCAAACACCAAACACAAGUCCUGUGGUAGAUGCCUUUCGGAGAGGAAUUAAGAAGAAAAAGGACAGUGUAAACAUUUUAGAGAAUGGCAGAGCAUGCAAGGCACUGGAUUCAUUGUCAUCUGCAAAAUGCAAAAAUAAGAGGUCUGACUUUGUAAAAAACAUCCUUUUAAAGUCUACUUGUGGUGAUGUUCUGCAACUAAUGGAGGCUGCUGCUCUACCUAGACAUGAUUCUGCUCUUCCAGAGGAAUACCUCAACUCAAGCGAGUCAAAAGUGGAAAGCACCUGUACAGACAAGUCCAAGUUGAAUGGAAAAGCAAAAAGCAUCUUUGAUAGUGAAGAUGAGAGUUUGGAAUGCAGUCUAGAUGAUGAUGAUGAUGAUGAUGUAUUCAUGCCACUGCAAGAAAUUCUGUCUUCAAGUCCCAAGCCAGAGGCAGGAACCCUGGAAGAAUCUUGUCUUGACAGUUUUUCUCAGGACACUGUGACUCCAUUACUGAAGCUUCACCUUUCUAAGCCUCCUGUUGUUAGCCAGGUGUCAUAUGUGAACAGCUUAGAACAUCUCUUGAAAGAGAAAGAAGAAUCUAAAAGGGUAGAUGAACUAGAAAAGCGGUUACAGGAAGACAUGCAAGGAAGGGAAACUGAUUCUUCAGAUGGAGAAGAUGAGGAGGAUGCCAGUGGAGAUGAAGAUCUCUCAGAAGAGCAUAGGGCAUUUAUAAAGAGAUUUUCAGUAAUAGCUCAUGCCAUACCUGACUACCACCCUGGAGAAAAUAUAUUUGAUUUAUCAACCUCUGGGAAAAUCUUCAAUCAACAUAACCUUGACUUGAGGAAUUUUCAUUUCAUCCCUCAAAAUCCUAUAGAAAAGCUCCUUCUUAGUUCUGGUGUAACACAGCAGCUUUCUUUAGCUAUUAAUGGUUUUCUAAGUUGUGCUUACAGUUGUAUCUUGUGUCCCAUACCAAUUCUGAAGUGGCUUUUCCAGAUGAUGUCUGUUCAUCCUGACUAUUGUGUUUCCACCCAGAUUUUAGACAGAUUGAUGGAGAUAACACUAAAAAAUGCUUCCAUCAGUGAUGAACAGUCUAAACCAUGGAUUCCUUCACUAGCUGAUGUGUCAGCUGUUUUUGUCAAUAUGGGUGUUGCGUUUAGAUCUCUCUUUCCAUUGCAGCAUCUUCAGCCCAACUUUAACGAGUGUGAUAUUUUAAGUCAGAUGCAAGAAACAGUGAGUAAACAACAACCAAGAGGAGACCUAACCUCUGCCAGUCCAGCCUUCUCCAGUCUACCAGAAAACAAUUUAAUUAAUGUGAUUAAGUUUCUAGGUUUCUGUACAACAGUAAUUCAAGGUGGAUAUACUGAUCAAGAUAUAUUGCUGCUGCUUCUAUUGCUACUUAAAAUAAGCUUGGAGAAACAGUUAAAGCAAAUUCCUUUGGUGGAUUUUCAGUGCCUUUUCAUAACGCUUCUGAUAAGUAUCAAAGACUGGGAUACAAAGAUGCCUGAGCUCUGCCUGGCAGUGAGUGAACUCUCCAGUCAUCACCAUAAUCUCCUGUGGCUAGUUCAGCUGGUGCCUAGCUGGAUAAUACGUGGACGGGAAGUAAGAAGACGUCUUAGCCUAGUGAUAAUUUCAAAGCUUCUUAAUAAAAAGGAUAUAGAAAUACCUGAUGACAGUGACAAGCAGAUGUCUCUUCUGCAUCAGUUUCUGGUGUACAUGAAACCUUCUAAUCUACUAAAGAAGAUGGGAGAAGGACUGGAGCAGCAGAAUGCCGAUGGAGACCACCUUGAUACAGAACUAGAACAGGAGGUAUACUACCUAAUCUACAUCCUCCUUCAUCUAGUCAGUGAAGCUAGUUUCUUUGAUGUUGUAAAUUCUAAUCAAAGGCAACACUUACUGAAGCUUUGUGGUGCCUUAGAUAAGCAUAUAAAAUGUGAUAUUAGAGAAGAUGCAAGGCUGUUUUAUCGAACUAAGGUGAAAGACUUAGUUGCUAGGAUAUAUGGCAAAUGGCAAGAUAUGAUACAAACCACUCGGCCUACUCAGGGAAAACUGCAUGACUUCUGGGAGCCAGAUUCAUGA